GUACAUAUUCCCAUAAAAAUUAUCAUUUGAACUUUGAACAACAGAAAAGGAAAGUUUCAGAGCUUUGUCACGACUUCGUGAGGCAAAAGUUCUCACUUGAACUGUAUAAAAUUGAAUAUUUCUGCAAUUUUUGAAUCAGUUUUAUCCAACAAAAUGUCCGUGAAAAGUGUAAAAAAUCGCGCGCAGAAGAUUUAUUCAUUAAUCUUUUGCCUUUUCUUUCUCCAACAAAUUGAUCCAACGUCAGCAAGACCAGCGCAAGCUUUAGGAAUUGAUACAGGGGGUUCCGGAUUAUUAGGUGGUCUAGGUCUAGGUAAUUUAUCCUUAUUAAUUGUCCCUAAAAAGAUACGAAAAAAGCGAAUAUUUCUUUCAGGUGGUGCAAGUACUGCAAGUGGUGCAAAUGGAACAGCUGGUAGUGGAAAUCAAGGUGUUCAAAUUAACGUAGGACCGCAAAAUAGUACAGUUCUGGGCUCUGGUUCAGCUUCAGCUAGUAAUACGGCCUUCAAAUGGGACCUAGAAUCAUUCUCGGAUUCACUUAUUCCAUCUAAGAAUUUUGAUUUAUCAUCAGUUCUUAAGAGGAAAUCACCUAUGUUACAACCUAGCAGCUCGGAUGGAGGUACUUUUAGUACAGGGAGUGGAGCUAACUCAGGCAGAGUAACAAUUAAUAAUUCAGCCACAUCAUCAUCGGAAACAAACGGAAUUUUAGACUUUAAUCUCAAUAACCCAACACCAGCUGGAGCAUACACAUAUUCUGACGGGAAAGGCUAUACCUUAACCAUUGGCGGAAAUGCGGGACAGACUGUGUCAGGGGGGAGAGCAGUUAGAGAAGACGACAGAAUCUACAUUAAUACUAAUCAAUUAUUAUCAUUAUCCAUACCAGAAAGUCAAAUAAAUAUGGCAGGUGUCUACUGAUAUAUAUGAUCCUCAUGGGCCCUAUGCAUCCCUUACAACAACUGGCGGAAGUAGUGGCAGUACAACGCUUACUGGAAUGGAAAUACAAAAAGUCAUUCUUGUAAAAAAAAAAUGAUUUUCUAAUUUAGAAGCUAAUAAAAUUAGAAUGUCUAGUAA
Molecule: messenger RNA, 1065 nt
Organism: Lutzomyia longipalpis
Lineage: Eukaryota; Metazoa; Arthropoda; Insecta; Diptera; Psychodidae
Exons: 11
Coding region: 154-909 (251 amino acids)
Source: RefSeq, a predicted model, not a curated record